CCUAGUGAUAUAAAGAAAUGGCCUGCCCUCACUUACGAUGAGAAACUGAAGGAGUUGUUAGGCAGCCCGGCACUCAACUUACCCCACGUCGAUAAAAAAAAAACAAUACCAACAAAAAAAACAUGCACCCUACAAUAAUCAUAACCGCCCUCGCCCUCGCGGCCGCGCCCGUUCUGGGCCAGACCACCACCACCCCGCCCCCGACGACGACGCCGCCCGCGGGGGCCGACACGACGGCGUGCUUGUCCAUCUUCUACUCGCUCGCCACGCAGCAGCCCAACGACCACCCGGCCGUGGAGUCGUGGUACAGCGAGCAGCAGGCGUCGCGGUCGUCGGCGCUGGCGGCGACGCCGUCGCUGUCGAGCGAGUGCAUGCCGCAGGGCUUCGUGGUGCCCACGUCGCUCUACGCGGCCGAGAGCAGCGCGCGCGCGGCGCAGGAGUCGUGGGGGUCCGCGCACGCGGCCGACAUCAGCAGCUACCUGAGCCGCUGCAGCGACUUCGCCAGGGCCCAGCAGACGUCGGCCCUGGCGAUGCUGAGCAGCCGCGUGCUGUCGCGCCAGUCGUGCCAGUCCAAGACAGCGACGCGCAGCAGGUCCGGCAGCAGCUUGGUCACGAGCACCACCGCCACCUCUAGCACCACUGGCUCCUCGACGGCGAGCGGCACGGGCGCGGCCCAGUCCGGCACGUCGAGGUCCGGGGCCGGGAGGGUUGUGGGGACGGGGGUUGUUGGCGUCGCGGCGGCUGCUGUGUUUGUUGGACUGGCGGGUUGGAUGUAGGAGGAGGGGGGAGUGAGGGUUAGGCUGUCUUGGGUUAGUGAAUGGACGGAUUGCGAAUGAGGUCAAUCAGCAUCAAGUUUUGUCUCUAGCAAGAAUAACCUAAUAUCAAAUACAUGUAAUUACCCUCAUCAACCGCAGCACAUGUUUAUAGCGCUUCUUAGCGGCACGUACUGGGGUCACACCGGCGCAGGGCCCCCCACCGACGCUAAAACAAACGCG
Gaeumannomyces tritici R3-111a-1 is the source of this 995-nucleotide messenger RNA. RefSeq lists its product as hypothetical. The transcript has a single exon. The record is from RefSeq and is a predicted model, not a curated record. Lineage: Eukaryota; Fungi; Ascomycota; Sordariomycetes; Magnaporthales; Magnaporthaceae. The coding region runs from base 123 to 776 and encodes 217 amino acids.